Molecule: messenger RNA, 2133 nt
Organism: Schizosaccharomyces octosporus yFS286
Lineage: Eukaryota; Fungi; Ascomycota; Schizosaccharomycetes; Schizosaccharomycetales; Schizosaccharomycetaceae
Product: NatC N-acetyltransferase complex subunit Mak10
Exons: 2
Coding region: 1-2133 (710 amino acids)
Biological process (GO): N-terminal peptidyl-methionine acetylation
Cellular component (GO): NatC complex
Source: RefSeq, a predicted model, not a curated record
AUGAUGCCAGAUUUUAGUUUUUCCUCUUUAUUUUAUGGCGGUGAUUCUCAAAAUCAGUUCUUAAAAGCUCCUGCUGGUCAGGAUAAUGAAAAUCGUGUGGAUAGAGACGGAUAUGAGGACUGUACAUCUGCUUAUUUCAAUGCAGUUCAUUCAUUAAAAGAAGAGGAACUUAUUUGUCAUCCCAGUUUUACCUUACUAGAUUCAAUUAGUGCGUUCGAGAUCAUGGAUCCGAAAAUGGAUAGUGGAAUCAAUUACUCUGAAACGAACGUUGAUAUUGCUAAAGCUCUAAAUCCUGUUGAGAUUCUUACAAUAAUGGAUGGUAUCUUUACAGCUGAGAGUGAUUGGCAUUAUGGUAUUCCUAUGUCAGAGAGUAUUUUUUGCAGUAAACAUGUUUUUGAUGUCUGUAAAACUCCUAUUUCCAGAGUUAAGGACAUGGGAUUUUCUAGGAAAAAGUUGGAUACACUGACGGAUUUAGUUCUUUUUCCAUACGUCCUGGGAGUUAUUAAAAGUUGUGAUUAUGUACGUAAGGAGUUCUUGACUGGCAAUAUGUAUGACGAGGAAGAUAUGAGCUCCUUUUCCUAUCAAUUAUCCCUUCUAGAAACUUAUCCCAUGGAAAAAAUUUAUGAUCUUUUGUCCGAAGGCAUUCAAUACCUCGAUAACGAAACCAAGAAGGACUCUAGUACUCGUGCAUUAUUAGUGGGUAUUAGGACGCGGCUACAGUUGCGCGUGUCAAUUUUACGUGUUUAUGAGAGAAAUUCUAUUAAAGAUUUAAACGAAAGUUUAGAAAGUAUUAGUCACUGCGUUCCAGAGUUACUGAAUGAAUUACAACUGGUUGAGGAAACUGCCCGGGAAAAUAUAAUGAAGCAAUACUGGGAUAGUCGAAUACAAGCGCAACUCAUUGUUACUGCUCCUCCUCGUCAUGUUCCUUCUUGUAAUUUAGAGGAUGCAUACGAACGAUUGCAGUACUUUGCUAAUGAUAUGAAAAUUGCCCUACGGACGCAAACACCAGCCUCACCUACUUCUAUCUUGUCAUUUUGCAUCGACACUACACGGCCAAGCAGAGUACCUGAACCAUAUGUUCGUUCCUCAUUACAGACCUUUCUUUUGUCUGGCGGUGGUGUCUGCAUGAUGUACAACCCUAUAACUUUUUUUCUCUCUUGCGUCCAUCAAUUCUCUAGCCUUCCUUCUUCCUUUUACAAUCCUGAGUCCAUGUCCUUAGUGUCCAGUCAAUUUAAUAUAGAAGUUCAAUCUGAGCUUGAAGGUUUUUUGAGUCAUUCUUCUGGUUUCCUACUAGAUUUUUUAAGGAUUGCUACACAUAACCCAUGCAGAUUCCGUCGAAAUUUAAUUAAUUUGCUCCCUGACUGCGUAAUAGGCCAAUUACAGGCGAAUAGUAUAGAUGGGAAGUUUAGUGAACUUGCUUCGCUGGACGAAGCCAUGAUUAGUAAAUUUUCUGAUUUUGCUCUUCAUCUAAAAUUCGUCAUCGUGGAGUUAAUUCUCACCACCUCUUUUGAGCAAGACAUUCACAAACCCCAUGAAUGGCCAUAUUUAUUUUCCUAUUUAGAUUCGGUCUUUGGAAAGCACUUAGUACAUCUUCGACAUGUUAUUAGCCGAGCGAAACCCGAGGCAUUUAAUUUUAAUUUUCUAAGCUACCUUAUAGACGAAUUGGAAGCAAAGAAGAGUGUUUAUUUCGGAUAUUUUCUUUUAUCACUUACAUUAUUAAAGUAUGGUGUUUUCUCCUAUCCUUCAGUUUUUAAGGAAGAGAAAGUAAUCUUAUCCAGUUUUAAAGCUCAUUUUAGACCGUUUGCACAUUUAAGCGAAAUGAAAUCGAUAUCCUUGUCUCAAUUACGCGAGAAUGUUGAAUACCAUCAAUCCUUACCUAAAGAAAGACUUUUAGAAGGAACACUACAAUCUUUUGAGGAAUCGAAAAAAACCUUACUUAAAGUACUAAAAUUACCGAUGGAAAGUAGUCAGCACGAACUAUCCUAUGAUUUACAGAAAAACUAUCUAAAAGAAUUAAUGUGCUGCUGUAUAGCAAAUAUUGUUACACUGCAAGAUUUUCAUGAAAGUUCGCGAAAGAAAGUGAAAUUUGAAAACACCUAUGGCAAAAGUCUGCCUAACUUAGUCAUGCAUUAG